GUCAUCGUGUUCCGUCGUCUUGAGUGGAUCUCUCCAGAGUUCCAGCGUCUACGGGAAAAGAAACAAGGGCAAGCAAGCACCACAAACACCAGCAGCACCAAACUUCAAGAAGAUGGUUCAUUCUGACAUCCCACAAACCCCAGAGUUCAUCUCUCGAGUUGCCAAUCUUCCUGUUGUUCACUCUGCUAUUGACUAUGCUUCUGAUGCAUACAUCAAAGCCAAGGAUUACAGCCCGUCGCUGAUCAAAAAGACAUGGUCUACCGCCGAAGACACUAUAAACUAUGCUGCUAGUUGUGUUUUGCCGAUCGUUCAAACAACGUUUGAAAAACCUAUUCACGCUGUGGAUACAUUGGCCUGCAAAACUCUUAACAAAGUAGAGGAAACAUUACCAGUUGUCACAAAGACUCCAGAAGAGAUCAUGACAAAUACUCGUUCAUAUGUCAGCGACAAACUGCAACCGGUACAAACAGGUGUUUCGUCUGCUGUCAACUUGGUUUCCGGGGCAACGGAUAAGCUGCUAAACAACCGUCUCGCCCGUCUCACGCUCCAUACCGCGGAAUUUACCGUGGCCACUGUUCACGAAUGUAUCGACUACAUCAUCCCGCCGAUCACUAAAGAAAACAUUUCUGAUGAAUGUCACGUAAUUCCUCCCGAACCUUCCGGACAAAUUAUGUGGACCAUUCGCAGAAGCUUUGAUGCUGCUUUCAAAAUUCAGAAUCGUCUCUUAUCCCGUGCCCAGCGAAGUCUACACGAUCAAGCUCGUAACGCACUUGUUGCUGUUGGUGGUCUUGUAGAUCUUCUUGGAUGGGUUCAAUUGAAUUGGCAAGAGCUGAUGCAGAGAAAUGUAACUGACAAGUUACAUGAACUUGCUAAUUAUUAUCGUGGUUCGGUUGAUGGCGAAAAGAAAGGUCCAAUCAACUGGUUCGAUGACGUGGUCUUUCUGACUAGCUAUUUCACUAAUCGAUGUGUGGAAUACAUCCGUGGCACUAUCAGUGCUAUGACUGGACUCUUGGAAUCCCAGCCCGUCUUGGCUCUUCGCCUUCAGCUUUCCAUUGCCUUGGCUGUUACACUCGACUUUGCUACCAACGUCAUCCGAACGUUGACAUCUGAUAACAUCUUGGCAAAAGCUGACAAGUUUCUUCAGACUGAAUUCCCUUUCGUUCUCAACGCCCUGGAGACGGCCAAAAAUAUGGUAGUCCCCCCUAAGGAAAAAACACAGUAGGUAUCCUCAAUAACGUUGAAUCUCCUUACCCGACGACGAGACCAUUUCACGGCGCUAAAUAUGCGUUGGUUUGGUUCAAACCCCGCGGUAUCCUUAAAGCAUGUUUAUUUUUUUGCGCUUUUUUCUCUAUAAAAGUUCGAGUGGUUUAUAAUAUCAUUUUGGUGGUUGGGUUUUAAGCUUAAUUACUUUUAUAUUCCCCUCGUUUUCUUUUUACUUACCUCAAAUGUUUUUUUUUCUUCUUUUGGUAGUCUUCUAGCUGUUCUCAUGUUCAAUGAGUUGAGCAUCAAUUGGGGAUGCAAUAAACUAUUAUACAUACUUAA
Molecule: messenger RNA, 1542 nt
Organism: Daphnia pulex (common water flea)
Lineage: Eukaryota; Metazoa; Arthropoda; Branchiopoda; Diplostraca; Daphniidae
Product: perilipin-2-like
Exons: 8
Coding region: 113-1222 (369 amino acids)
Biological process (GO): lipid storage; positive regulation of triglyceride storage
Cellular component (GO): cytosol; lipid droplet
Source: RefSeq, a predicted model, not a curated record